CAGGUACCAACCAACUCCUGAUACAUACCAUCGUAUCCCUCCUCAAUUCGAACACCAGGUUUCUCUCUCAGAGCCAAUACAGAUCAACGCCAACUAUCCUAUGCACUACAUUCAGCGUCAACAACAGCAAAAAAUAUAUUUUACACCACCAUCCACAGUUCCCGUAGCUCUUUCUGUAGCCCAGCCACCUCCUCAAACAGCACUUCCUGUUGCUCCUUUACCGAGGCCAUCUUCGGUGUCACCUUGUGAGCAGACAUCGCUCAACAGCCCCACACUCACUUCUAAUAGCGGAUCGGCUUCAUGUGAGACUCCGCCUAUUGCCGGGGAAGCUAUUUCGACCGAUCUCGAGGGUCCGGAUAACGAACGGGUAAUGUGCAUGGCGUGUCGCGGUGUGUAUCCGUCAAGACGAAGUCUUACUGGCCAUAUUGGAAGAAACGAGAAAUGUCGUGAAAUCAUUGGUCGUAACUAUCUGGAUCAAGUGGCGAUGGGUGCUAACCCGAUAGCUCCAGGAACAGAGAACGCAAUCAAAGCCGGUGCGUUGACCAAUGGACACGAUGGACUUAGCCCUAUUUGUCCACACUGUGAUCGUUUUAUCAGUCAUUACAAGGGUAAUAUUAGAAGGCACAUCAAUCAAUGCGGUAAGAACGACAGCCCACAGAAGAGACCAAGACCGGACAAGGACAGGCGAAGAGAUUCAAAGCGACGACGACACGAAGAAUCUCUUCUACCGCACGUGUUGCACGAAGGAUUCGAUCCGGUUCUUGGGGCUCAAAAUUCAUCGCUCAUCGGUUCUCCAGUUAUGUCGCCACCACUCGGCUCGUAUUUGCCUUCCCACGAACAUGACAUUCAGGAUAACACCACAUAUGCGAACAAUCAUCCAACUGACCAACAAAUACAAUUACCGAGUGACCCGUCUCCUCCAGGUGGUCCUAGAAAAGAAGCUGAUCCUCCAGAGGAUGCUUACAUUUGUGAUAGCUGUGAAUUUGUUACAAUCUACAAAGGUAAUAUGAAGAGGCAUUUGAACACCUGUCAUCCUGCGCCUGAUUGUAAAGAUCUCAAAGAAUGGGAUCGUAAGUUGGAGAGUAUGCGAGCGUCGAUGUUGGGCAUGAGUCGCGCGGAAAUGAUAGAUCGACUGAACGCCCAUCGAAUGAACUCCACUCGGGGACGGAAGCCCAGAAACAAGAAGCACGACGACGGUGCUCAGGCAGUGGUGCAAGCCGAUUUCUCUCAAAUGCACUAUAACUACGACAUGAUGAACAGCAGCUUCCCACAGUUAUGA
Messenger RNA from Angiostrongylus costaricensis, 1279 nucleotides. The record is from the annotation of a GenBank genome assembly. NCBI's taxonomy places the organism in Eukaryota, Metazoa, Nematoda, Chromadorea, Rhabditida, Metastrongylidae.